CAAUCGCGAGCUCAGUACGUAUUGCUUAUCAUAAAAUAAUUAGUUUUAAUUAAUAAAAAUGUACACUGCGCACAUUUUCGUCAUUGCUUUAGCUGUUUUGAUCUCUAGAGUUGUCUCCGAAGAUGUCAUUCCAACCAAAAUCAAUGGACAAUCAUUGUCAAUGCCGACUGAUGAUUUAUGCACAAAAGCCGGGUUUGUUAAGGUACCGACCCCUAUACCCACUACAGCCAAUGACUCCAAACUCGAACCGACAACUGAACCUACCGUCGCUCCCAUAUCAGGACCAUCCACAGGCAAAAAGAUGUCCACAGCUGACAUCGUGUUGACAGUAAUCGGGGUUAUCGCUGGCGUGAUCCUUUUGGGCUUCUUAGGACAAUACUUCUAUAAGAAACAGAAAACUCAAUAAUAUUGUAAAUAUUCUACCUGGUGCAAAGGUUGACCAUCGCUAUACAACGUGGUAAUGCGGCAAUUCUGACGGCCCAGCCACGACAUUGGUCUAAACGCGACAGCGGUGAGCGGCAGCCAUACGUGCGAAUGAAAAGUC
This is a messenger RNA of Leguminivora glycinivorella, 544 nucleotides long. RefSeq lists its product as uncharacterized. Bases 59 to 406 code for a protein of 115 amino acids. NCBI's taxonomy places the organism in Eukaryota, Metazoa, Arthropoda, Insecta, Lepidoptera, Tortricidae. The transcript is spliced from 5 exons. The record is from RefSeq and is a predicted model, not a curated record.